Messenger RNA from Thamnophis sirtalis, 697 nucleotides. The record is from RefSeq and is a predicted model, not a curated record. NCBI's taxonomy places the organism in Eukaryota, Metazoa, Chordata, Lepidosauria, Squamata, Natricidae.
GUGGCUAUAAGAUAUGGUGGCCACUCUGCCUCUAAAGCCUCAGUGCGUCCAAUUGACUGCUUGCUCAAGCGUUCAGCAGUGCAUCAAAUUAAUUGCUUCUGCUUCUGCUCAGGCCAACUUUAUCCACGAUGACAUCGAAAGCGCAAUCGGCGAUAGCAAAGGAGGGAAAGCAAAGCAGCGACUUGAAACACUCAGGAUGAUUUCCAGAUCAGAGAGUGCCAUUCCUCCACCUCCCAGAGCCCCAGCUCCUGUCCCCCCAGCAACUGUUACACAGGUGGAUGUCCGCAGCCGGGUGGCGGCUUGGUCUGCGUGGGCAGCUGAACAGGGAGAUUGUGAAAAACCAAAGCAAUACCAUGAGCAUGAAGAAUCAGCUGAAAUGAUGGCAGCCAAGAUUGACCGAGAUGUUCAAAUCCUGAAUCACAUUCUGGAUGACAUUGAAUAUUUUGUCACCAAGCUUCAAAAAGCAGCAGAAGCUUUUACGGAACUCUCAAAGCGGAAGAAAAGCAAGAAAAAUAAGAAGAAAGGACCAGGUGAGGGGGUCUUAACUCUCCGUGCAAAGCCUCCAUCUCCAGAUGAAUUUGUGGACUGUUUGCAAAAAUUUAAGCAUGGUUUCAACCUUUUGGCUAAAUUAAAGUCACACAUCCAGAAUCCCAGUGCACCUGAACUGAUUCACUUUCUGUUUACCCCUCUAAAUAUG